CACCAUCACGGGAACACCAUCGACUUCACAAUCCCUGCAGGAAUCCACAUUUGCCGGUAUUUCACUGGAGAGAACUCGGUGAGUCCUUUUUCUCAGCGGCUUCGUAGAAGACAACGCAGGAUGGCUCAGUCGACCAUUUUUAAAUCGUAUCUAUGCUGCCCCAUUUGUACGGGUACGUUAAAAGAUCCAGUUUCUCUGAGCUGCAGCCAUAACUUCUGUGCAAGCUGCCUGCAGAGAUACUGGCAAGAAGCUAAUAACAGAAACUGUCCCAUUUGUAAAAGAAGAUCAUCCAAAGAAAGGCUCUCAGUGAACUACACGCUGAAGGAACUUGCUGAUUCUUUUGCUGCGAGGCAGGCGUCUGAAACAUCUUCGUGGCCAAAGCCGGAGGAAGGGCAGGCGGCUGGACCAUCUUUGUGGCCAAAGCCUGUGGAACAGCCGGUGUCUGGACCACCUUUGUGGCCAAAGCCAGUGGAACAGCCGGUGUCUGGACCACCUUUGUGGCCAAAGCCAGUGGAACAGCAGGUGUCUAGACCACCUUUGUGGCCAAAGCCAGUGGAACAGCAGGUGUCUAGACCACCUUUGUGGCCAAAGCCAGUGGAACAGCCGGUGUCUGGACCACCUUUGUGGCCAAAGCCGGUGGAACAACAGAUGUCUGGACCAUCUCCAUGGGCAAGGCCGGACGAGAAGUUAAUAGUGGUGUGUGCCAUGCAUCCAGAAGAUCCUAAAUACUUCUGUAGAGAUGAACAGAGGGCUGUGUGUCACAUGUGUGAGUUUACUCUCCAUCAAAAUCAUAAGGUGCUCCCCAUAGAACAGGCAAUCAAUGAGCUGAAGGUGCUGCUGAGAUCCGAUUUACAGUCUCUGCAGCACAAGAGGAACUGGAACAUGCAGGUGCAGAAAACCUACAGUGAAAUGGCAGAUCACCUAAAAAUCCAGGUUCUGACCACGGAGAGUCAGAUUAGAGAUGAGUUCAACAAGCUCCACCAGUUCCUGAAACAGGAAGAGGACAAAAGACUGGCAGCUCUGAGGGAGGAAGAGGAGCGGAAGAUGAUGGUUAUCAACAGAAACCUGAGCGGGAUCCAGGAGCAGCUCUCCUCUCUGACAGACAGCAUCUUCGCAAUUGAAGAAGACCUCCAGAAGAACACUUUACCGUUCCUCAGCAGUUAUAAAGCCACUCAGAGCAGAGCCAGAGCCCAGAGGUUAGUGCCAGACCCCCAGAUGGUCUCAGGAGCUCUGAUAGAUGUUUCCAAAUAUGUGGGCAACCUGACCUACAGAGUCUGGGAGAAGAUGAAGGAGAAGGUCCAAUUCAGUCCCAUCAUUCUGGACCCAAACACCGCACACCCCAGUCUCUAUCUGUCCGACGAUCUGUCCAGCGUUAAAUGUGGAGAGACAUGGCAGCAGCUUCCUGAAAAUCCAGAGAGAAACACUAAGUACAACAACGUUUUUGGUUCUGAGGGCUACAGCUCAGGGAAACACACCUGGGAGGUGAAGGUGGGAGACCACCCCGACUGGAUUAUCGGUUAUGUUAAAGAGUCAUUCGACCGAAAGAGAGAGUCAUACGCUUCACCAAAGUUCGGAGUUUUCUCUUUGGUGCAUCGCAAUGGAAAGUACUCCAAUGGCGCCGGCAAGGCUGUGACGGUAAAGAGGAUUCCCCAGAGGAUCCGGAUCCAGCUGGACUAUGAUGGAGGAGAGGUGACCUUCUACAGCUGUGAGGACAGGAGUCAGCUCUGCAGUCACAAGGACACUUUCAACGAGAAACUCUUCCCAUACUUUUGUAUCGGAAAGUCCGGCGAUAAUAAAACAGCUGAGGUUAAGAUCUGUAAAAUAUCUCCCUGAGAGGAACAGUUGACGUUUUACAGGAAAAAUAUAUAAUGGUGACAGAAAUGGAUCAGGACACGAUAUCUGUAUGCUACAUCAAGACCAUUUAGAGCUUUAGAUAUAAAGGAAACGAAUAAACCUACAACCAUGAAUGCUAUAUGCAAGAGACAGAGCAAACAACAGUACAAAAACGUUUGAAAUUUAAGAUUAAUAUAUAAAAAGAUCAAAUCUUUGAAAAUAAAACAGGGCAUAAGUGGCUGGCCUUGUAAAUGCUUUUCCAAUUACCUACAUUUCCAAAAACAGGCAACUUUCUGUCCUUGGGUUUGUUUUUUUAUUUCUACUAUUUUUACUAUUCUCAUUUCUUAAAAUGUAACAUUUUACCCUUUCUGUUUCUGUAAUGACUUGUCGCAGAAAUAUAUGGUAUAUAUCCUCUUCAGUUUAAUGCCACUUUCAUUUUUUUUCUUUGGAAUGUCGUUUUCAAAUAGAGUUUAUGAUGAAAUUCUUUCUAAUCUGUUUAUUACUUGUGAAGAUAAUACUUGAAAGCUGAAAGGGAAUCAGGGAUUUUGUUCCUUUAAUUUUACUAUUAGGCAUACAAUCUUUUAUUGCUAUGGUUGUUAUUUUUGGGGAUUUGUGUGUAUUCACUAUUUUAACUUCUAAAGGGUUUAGUAUAUUUUCUAUGUGCUUAGGAUAGUGUUUUACAAGUUUUUUUCAGUGAUACUAAUUUGUCAGCUCUUACACAAAGGAAAUAUAUUAAUUGUUCAUGUUUCUUUUGGAUUGGGUUAACACAUCUUCUACAUAAUGGCUACGAGAUUGACACCAGAUGGAUGUAAACUAGUAAUUUUCUAUUUUCCGUUUUGUUUUGGAUGUUUUAAGUAGAAAUAUACUUAAAACUGAAGUUCCUUUGUAGUACACACACCAAUUCCACCUUUGAAUUUAUCAUUUUCUACACCAAAAAAGUCACACCAAGGUAUAUACUGUAUAAAGAAUUGUUUCCCAUCAAAAGCUGCAUCUGGACUUUAUAUUAAAACAAUAUAACAAGCAAAUGUAAGUUUUCCUAGAUUUUUUUUAAUGUUUGAUA
Fundulus heteroclitus (mummichog) is the source of this 2893-nucleotide messenger RNA. Its product is annotated as zinc-binding protein A33. Bases 121 to 1833 code for a protein of 570 amino acids. The record is from RefSeq and is a predicted model, not a curated record. Gene Ontology annotation, biological process: protein ubiquitination. Gene Ontology annotation, molecular function: ubiquitin-protein transferase activity; protein binding; zinc ion binding. The transcript has a single exon. Lineage: Eukaryota; Metazoa; Chordata; Actinopteri; Cyprinodontiformes; Fundulidae.